GAGAGAGAGAGAGAGAGAGAGAGAGAGAGAGAAUGGCCGGCAUGCAGCCGCAGGAGAAGCUUAGAGGAGGAGCAGUAGCAGCGUUGCCCUUCUUUCUCCUCUUGAUCAUGGUGUCUCAUCAGUUGGUGUCGGCCGAUCGGUUCUCGGUGGGGGACUCCAAGGGAUGGAACCCCAACGUCAAUUACACUGUCUGGGUGGAGAAGCAGAAGCCCUUCCAUGUCGGCGACUGGCUCGUGUUCUACUACCAGUCGGGGAUGGCGGACGUGGUGCAGGUGGACGAGGCCGGCUACAACAAGUGCGACGCCUCCAACCCCAUCUCCAACUACAGCAAGGGCCGCAGCUACGCCUUCGAGCUCAACCACACCGGCCGCUACUACUUCAUCUGCAGCCGCGGCUACUGCUACGGCGGGAUGCGCCUCGCGAUCGCCGUCGAGCACCUCCCCCCUCCUUCCCCUCCCCCGUCCUCCCUCAAGGACUCCUCCGCCGCCGCCCCCUGCCGCCUCCUCGCGCUCACCGCCUCCCUCCUGGCCGCCGCCCUCUUCCCCUUCCACCUCUAAGCCAUGGAUCUACAGAACAUCUCCAUUGUUCCACCCUUGCUUACUUUACCCUCAAUUUAUGGUGGACCGAGAAGGCCUGUAACUAUGCGUCGGCGAUGAGCUCGUCUCACGUCAUUUGAUUCACAAUAUGCAAACUCGUCAAAACCUUCAUUGUCUUUA
Musa acuminata subsp. malaccensis (wild Malaysian banana) is the source of this 716-nucleotide messenger RNA. RefSeq names its product early nodulin-like protein 19. The record is from RefSeq and is a predicted model, not a curated record. Gene Ontology annotation, molecular function: electron transfer activity. Lineage: Eukaryota; Viridiplantae; Streptophyta; Magnoliopsida; Zingiberales; Musaceae. Gene Ontology annotation, cellular component: plasma membrane.